CUGAUGUCCCUCUUUGCAGCUUCGCUUGCACUAUGCUGCUGUUACUGCCGCUGCUCCUGCUGCCCCUCGUCCAGGGGGAGGAUGAGGGAAGGGUUGCGCUGCAGGAGGAGGUCAAUGUACUGCUGUACGGGACUCUGCAACUGGGCCAGGCACUGUCCGACACCUACAGCUCCACCGCUAGCAAGCUCCAAAAGGUGAUGAGCCGGCACAACAGGCAGGAGAACAGUCUUCAGAUGCUGAGAGAGCAGAGCAGCAGAGCAAAGAGUGAAGAGGAAAGGCUCCGCAGAGAGGUGAACAGACUACAGCAAGAGGAGCAUGAGGUGCAGAUGUUCUCCAGAAGGAUAGAAAGGGAGCUAUGGGAGGUCCGACGAGGAUACAGAGAGCUCCAGAAGAAGGUGCAGCACCUGGAAGAGGAAGAGAGCAAGACAAAGGCCGAAGGGGCUGCAACACUGAAGACAAAGACUGAACGCCAGAACCUCAUUCUUCAGGUGGUGAUGGAAGUGGUGACCCAGCAGCAGGCACAAAUGGCCAAGCAAAGGCAGCAGCUUCACCACAUUCUCAGAAAGCCUCAUAUGGUUCUGCUUCUACCCCAGGUCUCCUCUGUACAUUGACGCUGACCCUCUCCAUCUAAGCCUGAUUUGCUCCAGAAUCCAAGCAAUUACUGUGGGCAGUGUGUAUGAAGAUUUACCUACAGUGCACGCACCAAAAAUGAGAUUAACCUCCAUGUUACUCUUUUUCAUACCCUGCAACGGUGGUCUUCAAACUUUACGGGGUCACAGAGAGCUACUGUAGACUGCAGGGGUACCCAACAUUGGACUCUGACCCAUAGGUUAAUAAUGACUGCCCUAGAUAUUCCUGAAACAAUGGCUAAAGUUGGGCACAUCAAUGUUUUCCAAUAUCUGUAACCUUAUUAUGAACUAAGAGGGGCCCAAACUUGAUAAUGGACAUCAAGGAGAUAAUGGAAGCUUCCAUAAAACACAGAAUAAAAUAAGCAUGUCAAUAA
Messenger RNA from Xenopus laevis (African clawed frog), 1003 nucleotides. Its product is annotated as golgin subfamily A member 6-like protein 22. Bases 33 to 611 code for a protein of 192 amino acids. The record is from RefSeq and is a predicted model, not a curated record. The transcript is spliced from 4 exons. Lineage: Eukaryota; Metazoa; Chordata; Amphibia; Anura; Pipidae.